Bufo bufo (common toad) is the source of this 3363-nucleotide messenger RNA. RefSeq lists its product as uncharacterized. Gene Ontology annotation, biological process: DNA recombination; DNA integration. NCBI's taxonomy places the organism in Eukaryota, Metazoa, Chordata, Amphibia, Anura, Bufonidae. The record is from RefSeq and is a predicted model, not a curated record. The transcript is spliced from 2 exons. Gene Ontology annotation, molecular function: DNA binding. The coding region runs from base 23 to 3007 and encodes 994 amino acids.
AGUUCCAUGAAAAGAGUUUUCCAUGGUAGGGUCUCUACCAGGGCCGGCAGUUUCAGGGGCCGUCUGUCCGGCCGCGCCCAGUACCAGUCCCGUGGCUCGGGUCGAGGCUCCUCACAAAGACCGGCUUUCUAGGAGCACAGGCGGGAUCCUGCGCCUUUCUUCCCAUCCAGAGGAAAUCCUUGGAGAUCCAGGGGAUAUAGAGGACAACCCGGUUCCAGACGCCCCUACGGUAAGACCGCUGCCCCAUUUCAAUUCUUUAAAUGCUUGUGUAGGGGGCAGACUACGUCUCUUUUCUCAGGCCUGGUCCCGCAUCACCUCAGACCAAUGGGUCCUAUCCACGGUCAGGGGUUUUCACAUAGAACUGACGUCUUUCCCUCUGUCCAUUUCUCUCCCACACCUGGUGGUGUUGUCAGAACAGAACCGCGUUCUGGUGGACUCAGAGUUGUCGGACCUGGUCCGCAAGGGGGCAGUAGAACCAGCCCCGGGACCCCCUUACGGGGUAAUCAGCAACAUCUUUCUGGUUGCAAAGAAGGGGGGUCAGAUGAGACCCGUCAUCAAUUUACGCGCUCUCAACGCGUUUGUCGUUUACCGCCAUUUCAAAAUGGAGGGGAUCCACUUACUGCGAGAUUUACUGCAGAUGGGCGAUUGGAUGGUCAAAUUGGACCUAAAAGACGCUUAUCUUACGGUACCGGUAGAGGACGCGUCCAGAAAUCUCCUCUGUUUCUCUUGGCAGGGCAGCGUUUGGCGGUUUACGUGCCUCCCAUUCGGCCUCUCGUCGGCUCCAUGGUGUUUCACCAAACUGAUGCGUCCAGCCAUGGCCUGGCUCCGCAGUCGGGGAGUUCGCCUCAUCAUUUAUCUGGACGAUAUCCUGAUCAUGGCUCAGGACCGUUCGGUGUUACUAGACCACCUUCGCUGGACCAUGGACCUGCUCUCAGAGCUGGGGUUCCUGCUCAAUCGGGAGAAGUCCUGUCUCUCUCCAUCCCGAAAGAUGGAGUUCCUCGGGUUCAUGGUGGAUUCCACAGCGGGGACCCUCAGCUUACCAUCGGCCAAGAUUCGGUCGAUUCGCAAAGAACUGCUCAGAGCCAGAUCGUCCCCCCGUAUCCCGUUACGUCAGCUGGCGAGGAUAAUAGGCCCUCUUGCAUCAUCCAUCCAGGCGGUCUUCCCAGCCCCGCUCCAUUACCGGGCUCUCCAGCGCCUGAAAAUCGCUCAUCUACGGAAGGGAGCUUCCUACGCGGACUGGAUUCCCUUGGACGAGGAAACCAGGGAGGAGCUGUCCUGGUGGAUCCACAACUUGCAUGCCUGGAACGGCAAGGCGAUUUUUGGUCAGUGCCCGGAUUUCGUGGUGGACUCGGACGCCAGCCUAUCGGGCUGGGGGGUUCACUGCGAGGGAAUCACGACGGGCGGAGGCUGGUCAGAAAUAGAGACGGGGUUCCACAUCAAUGCGUUGGAACUGUUGGCGGGCUCUUUUGCAAUCAAGAGCUUCACGAGGGACACGGCCAGAUCCUGCAUUCAAUUGCGUAUGGACAACGUGUCAGCUGUACGUUACAUCAACGGCAUGGGAGGAACCCGGUCCACCAUUUUAUCACGGUUGGCGAAGGACUUCUGGGACUAUUGCCUAUCCAAGGAAUUGGUGGUCUUGGCAGAAUACCUUCCGGGCGUUCACAACAUCCACGCGGACUGGAGCUCUCGUCAUCUUUCGGAUUCCAGCGACUGGCAGUUAGAUCCUGAACACGCAACUGGCACGAUUUUACAGCUGGCGCCCGGAUCCGGAAGCCGAGGCCGUGGAUGCAUUCCUCCAAGAUUGGUCCAGAGGGAUCCUCUAUGCGUUCCCGCCGUUCCAACUGAUUCCGCGGACCCUCAUUCAAGUGCGCCGGUGUGUCGCGGAACUGACCUUGCUGGUCCCGUUUUGGAGCUCCCAAUCAUGGUUCCCCCACCUUCUGGAGAUGAUGGUAGAGAUCCCUCGCCUUCUCCCGACGUCGCAGACUCUCCUCCGCGACCCUCGCCGCCAGCCACAUCCUCUUCUCCUGGACGGGACACUGCGCCUGCUGGCGUGUCGGAUUUCAGGGGACCCUGGGAGGUCCCGGGAGUUUCGGGUACAGCUAAAGUCCUUCUGGAGAACGCAUGGGCCCCAGGAACCAGGAGAUCUUAUAGAUCAGCCUGGGGGUUUUGGGCUGACUGGUGCUUGGCUAGGGACUUGGAUCCCAUUUCAGCACCUGUGACGGAGAUUUUACAUUUCCUGUCUUCCCUCUUCGACCAGGGCAAGGCGUAUCGCACCAUCAGCCUGUUCAGAUCUGCCAUCUCAGCGUCUCACCAAGGCUUUGACGGGAUGCCUGCGGGUCAACACCCUUUGGUCUGCCGGCUGAUGCGCGGCUCGCGUAUGUCUCGACCUCCGAGACCAAGGUUCACCACCACUUGGGACGUGUCUCGUGUUCUCUCCUUUUUGUCUGCUUGGCCCCAGACUUCUGAACUCUCCCUUAGGCAGUUGUCUGCGAAACUGGUCACUCUUCUCUGUUUGAUUUCUUGCAAGCGGGUGUCCGAUGUCAGGGCUCUGGAUCAUGAUGCCCGCUCCUACACCCCGGAAGGGGUCACGUUUGACAUUUCUAGGAGGACUAAGACCCACAUACGCUCGGUCUCCUAUCCGGUUUUUCCUGCUUCGCCUUCGCUUUGUCCUGUGGCGUGCCUUAAGGAAUAUGAAGUUCGCACUUCUCCUUAUAGAUCUCGAGAGCUUCCGCAGCUCUUCCUUUCCACGAUUCGGCCUUUUGCUCCGGUGACUACUCCCACGUUGGCGAGGUGGAUGAAGUGGAUCAUGGAGUUGUCGGGCGUGGACGUCUCUCUUUUUUCGGCACAUUCCGCUAGGGGGGCAUCUGCUACCUCGUUGGCGGUUUCUGGGGCCAGACUUGAAGACAUUUUGAAGUUGGCGGAUUGGUCCAGUGUCUCCACGUUCAGGGAGUUUUAUUUUAGACCAAGUCCUCAUGUGUUUUCUUCCAUCAUUGAUAACGUGUCUUAGACUUUAAACUUGCAAUAGGAGCCUCCGGGUCUUGUAAUAAAAUCAGAUGAUUUUCCUAUUUCAUGACGUAAAGUCAUGAUUUUAUUAAAGACACGGAGGCGAGUAUUGCCCUCCCUUAUUUUUCCCUCCCUAUGUAAGUAUUUAUGAUUACAUGUCUGAUGGAUUGCUUUGUCUGGAGCAUUAUGUUUUAACUCUGUGAGUUUUUCCUGAGUAGGUUUUGCGCAACCAUGUAGAUUGGAUAUCCUGUAUCAAUUCGUCUCCUAUCACUCUCUAUUUUUUCAUCCUUUAGGUUGAGACUGAAAUGUUGAGCAGUAUUCGUUGUUCUGCAUGAGGUUUUGGAGGGUCGGCAGUUUCGG